Messenger RNA from Pecten maximus, 5950 nucleotides. RefSeq lists its product as uncharacterized. The transcript is spliced from 10 exons. Bases 382 to 4119 code for a protein of 1245 amino acids. Lineage: Eukaryota; Metazoa; Mollusca; Bivalvia; Pectinida; Pectinidae. The record is from RefSeq and is a predicted model, not a curated record. Gene Ontology annotation, molecular function: protein binding; ADP binding; ATP hydrolysis activity.
UGUAGAGUUCCAAGAAUUCCAGACAUGCAUAAUAUUACGCAGUUGUACAUGUAUUUACCUUAGUGAUCGACAUGUUUAAUUUAACAUCACAAUGACAUUCGUGGAGUAUCAGAUGUGCAUUUCACCUAAGAGUUUGCAAGAAGUACACGUGACUGUUCGUACUGUAGAGCACUUCCUACAAAAAACCGUGGUAAUCUAACGGAAAGUGAAAGUAACUGUGUCGACAAUAAGUAAUUUACUAUUCCCUAACUGUCAUUGGCUUCCAAUGCGUUUAAUUAAGUGUUAAUGGUGACACUUACACUCCUCUGACUUGUCGGUGUCUUCUCACUUAGCCAACAUUCUGAAUUUUGAGGUAUACAGGUAUAACAACUAGUGAAGAAGAUGGCGAUGUUUGAAGGUGGUGGAUCUAUGGGGAGCAGGACUGAAGUCCAAAGCUGGGACAUAAUAAGGCAUGCCCUUAUUGGAGAAUUUGACUCCAGUCCCGAUGUUUUCAACAGUGUUCUUCAGUAUUCACAAGACUACCUCGGUGGAGGAAAUGCACCUCUAAAUGGGAGUGAAUACUUUUCAAUACUGGAAAACAACAUGUUGCCAGAAGACGUUGUGGAUUUUCUUAUUGUGUUGAUGGACCAGCUAGGUUUGCAUACAGACUUUGGAAUGGUGUCAGUCGCUGGAGCUCUGAGGCAGCACAAGGAAAAACUUGAGGAGUACAGGAGGGCGGAGAUUGAGGAUGAACGUAGUAACAGAAACUUUGUAGGGAGAAAAGAGUACAUCGAUGAAAUAAAAAAGACUUUUGAAGAGGAUGGUAGAAUUCACAAAGGUGUGUGUAUCUGUGGAAUGGGUGGAUUAGGAAAAACAACUCUGGCCAAUCACAUCUGUAGGCUCAUGAAACGUCGAUGGAGGGUUGUCAUUGUUGAACUGAGGGAAGUGGAAAGGUUACAGGAUCUACUGAGGGAAAUCUUUGUGAAGCUGGAGUGUCCAGGAAGGAUUGCUGAAGAUGAAGAUGAAAUUCUAGAACAAAUCAUGAACUUUCUAAGAGAAAAGGACAGAAUAAAGCAAAGAAGAAUUCUUAUGCUGGACAAUAUUGAUGAUGUACUCAAUAAAGAAGGCAUAGCCAGGUUUAAGGAAGGAUUUCUGUCAAAAUUUGGUGAAUUUCUACAGGACUUUGGUGAUCAUUGCAGAUUACGUCUGUUGUUGACAUCCCGUGUCAAACUGUCUAAGUUUGUCAAAGGAAGGUCUGGAAAUAGGUCCUUACAGCCAAGGCAGGACAGUGGUAUUGGCGUGCUACUGGAGAAAGAGUUAUCUCCAAUGAAAUCAAGUGAGGCAAAUGAACUCUUCAGGAAAUGCGUUGGCACAAAAAAAAUUGAAAGCUCACAGAUUGAGAAGAUAGUGAAGCUGUGCGGAUUUAGCCCUUUGGCCAUCACCACUUUGUGUAGCUCAAUACGCUACGGUCUUCUCAAUCCUUACACACUCAUAGAAAACCUAAAAACGAAGUCACGAGUUGGGUCCAUUGAUGGGACUUCUGCUGUAACCAAGUGCCUAGAAAAGACUUUUGAUUCAUUGGGUGAUAAAGAAAAACGGUAUUUGGUACGGUUAUCUGUGUUUCAUACCGCUUCUUUUGACCUCGAAGCAGCCGCAGCUGUUCUUGGGGAGAAAAGUCUGCUUGGAGAACAAACAUCACUCAAACUGUUCAAUCUGAGGUCUCGUCAUUUUCUAGAGAACAUUGAGGCUUCUUCUUCAGAUGAUACUAGUAGGUUUGAAACCAGAUAUUCCCUUCAUCCACUUGUCUUUCAUCUCUUAAAGAGUAAAGAACAAUCUGGCCUUUAUCUUCAAGACAUGAAGAUAGCAAAGUAUAAGUUUGUACAACACUUUCGGAAGGUCAUUUGCAAGAUCGCAGAGGAGAUGGAAAAAAACUGUUUGAAAGGUCAAGGGAAAUUAGGUAUUGAUCGUGUUCACGUAUUAAAUUUCUAUGAGAUUCUGGCAGGACCAGAUGCUUCAGACACAACUGACAACCUAGAGACUAUAUUGGAGAGCAGAAGAAUUUCUGAAAUAGCAGAUGAACUUUUGUAUGAUGAUACGAGAUGGGGCCUUGUGAACAACUUCCUAGCAAAGACAAAGGAGAAGGCGGAGAAUCAGCUGGAAUACAUCUUUUGGCUGAUAUAUAAGGCUACUAUGGUGAUGGACAUGGAUAGAAACCAAGAAGCUAAAGCCAUACUGGAAAAUAUUGAUAUCUUACUUCACCAAGUGAAAGGGCAAGAGCUGCCAAUGGCUGCUGUAAUUGGCAGUUUUUUCUAUGCAAAAGGGAGGUUAUUUCUCAGAGAAUACCAAUGUGAAGAAUGCAUAAAAAAUCUGAAACUGGCAGCAAAUUUGUUCAGAAUCCGAGGAGUGAAGAAAAACUAUCAAGUAUAUUUGGCUAAAAUUUUCAAUGCCCUAGGUGGGGCAUACUUCCGACAAAGUGAAGAAUAUCUAGAGAAGGCUCGUCAUUACCACAACAGUGCAUUAGGGACGAUCACCAAGUGCUCCAGAAAAUGGUUCAAUGUUGAGGUCCCUGUGUACGUGCAAAAUUUGGCAACAUGUCUGUUUAAAGAAGGAGAAGCUCUUACAAAAGCUGGAAAAGUGGAUGAAGCAAAAGCAAAGUACCUUGAAUCAAUCCAGUACUACGAUAAUGGUAGUCGGCUGAACAUACAAAUGAAUCUCCACAAACAGGACGGUCAGGCACAGAUCCUUCAGAAUAGAGGGGAAGCAUAUGCUGCCCUUGGCAUUUUUGAGAAGGCAGAAAAGGACGUGGAAGAUGCAAUGAUGUUAAGACGAAAAUUAAUGAGUCCUCCACACCUACAGCUCACAGUGGUCACCUUCAAGAUGGCCAAAGUCCAAUAUCAGAAGAGCGUCUGGUUAUACCAUAGGAAAAAUCAGGUGCCUGCAAUAAACAUCAUGUUUAAGGCAAAAACCAGAUGCGAUGAGAUCGUGGACUUCAUUACUUGGGGAGGACUACCAAUCACUCACAGACUUUACUCGGAGGUCAAGGACCUAAUCUUCAAAGUUCAUGUCACUCUAAAGGAGUGGAAACCCCUCAAUAAACUUCUCAACAAAAUUCAGAAAUUUGAGUAUGGAGUUUACCAGAAAGACAUUGACAGACGGCGGAGCAUGAAAGAGACAACAAAAGCUCGUUUAACACAAAGUGAGUUGUAUGCUGUGCUUAACUCGAGAGGAACAACCAUCAUGCCAUCUAAUAAUGACUCAGAUGAUUCUGACAUAGAUUUGCCUGAAUUGUCUGAAUCGUCUUCCUCCUCCUCGGACGAUGAGAGUGAUGGUUUCAAUACAAUCAAGCAUCAGAAGCAGUACAUGGCAGUCAAGGAUAGAAUCCCGCCCAAUUUGUUUGAUGAAAAGCAAGCUGCUGUUGAUUUCACCAGUAUCUUGGAUGGGUCUUUCUUCAAAAAUAAACAGGACAAGGAAGAAGACGAUGCACCAUUGCCAAUCACAGAUAUGUCUAUUGACAUUCCAGAACUGGACCUCUCCACUAAGAUGGAAGUAGAUGAAGAUGAUGACAAUGAAGAUGUUUCAGUCCCAAUAUCAAACAAAUCCACUUGUUAUGAAGAUUUGGUCCAUGAUCAGCAGCAGAAUGAGGAAAUCGAAGGAGAUAUGGACAGAAAAGCACACAAUCCAUCAAUUACGCGACAGUCGAGUUCGUUGGAUAUGGACGUAUUCGGUAGAUCAGAACUAGUGUCACAGAAAAGUAUUGAGAUGCCAGAAGCUAUGAAAAAUUUGCAAGACAGUGUGCUUGACAGAGGAGCGGAGAGGCGUCAAGCGUGGCAAGGAUCUAGUUUGGAGUCUGCGUCACUAGAAUACAGUAUGGACAAGGACGGAGUCAUCUCUGCCACAGAACAACUGAGGAAGGUUGAAUUGAGCGUAAAAAAGAGAGACAAUCUGCUGAAAAUGGGUAGAGCAGACACUAUUUCCGAGGAUGAUUCGGAUACGGAGUCUAAUGUACAUGUAGAACAAGUGCCGGAGAUGGACCAAGCGAAGGAAAGACGAAGAAGGAAGGCAAGAAUCACACGUCAGACUAGUGUUUCGGACGAUACGUCAGGGCCUAAUUUAAAACGAAUGCACAAAGAUGAAACAUAGAAGUUAUUGGGAAGCUUGUAAGACCAGACCCUUCUUAUUUGAUUUAUACACCAAUUAGAGGUCUAGAAGUGAUGUUAUGUGACGUACGAUUUCAAAAUGACAUGCUUAUACAUGGUAAUAAUGAGUUGGCAGAACUUAGUAAUCAACGUCUCUUUAAUUACGAUUAUGAUAGUGAAAACAAAUCAAUUUUAGGGUAUUUUUCAAAUUUAUUCAACUUGAGAUUAAUUUCUCUGAAAACUGGACAUAAAAAUAAUGUAUUAUUUUUUCAUGUGAAUAUAAGUACAUGCAGUAGGUCAAACUAAUGACAUAACAAUGACAAUAGAAAAUAUCAACACAACAUACUUCUUGUAUAUCAACAAGAAAAAGAUAUUUAGGCCAGGUAUUCUAAAAGUACAAGCGUCUUCUGUUACCGACGACACCCUCUAAACAUAUAUACGUCAAUCUCGGUUAUGUCACAUAUUUAGAAUCAGAACAGGAGUGAUGACAAAGUAGCCAUUCCAUAUGUCAACCAACAUCAAACAUUUCUCACUUUAUUAUGCAGAAAAUUUCCAAAUGAGAAUAAUUUUGAGAAUAACAAUUUCAAUGUUAUGUGUUCCGCUCAGGUGUCGUGAAAGUUCUAUACAAAAUUUCAUAGCAAAGUAUUAUUGGAUUUAAGGUGGAAAUCUGUUUAUGGAACUUUCCUGUGGAAACUUUAAAGUAAAGGAAUUCCCUUCAGAAUAUUAAUGAAAUACAUGUAGUUGCCAGACUCCUCCAUGAUAUCUGAGAUUUGUUUAUUUCAAAGCUGGGAAAUUACCAGUUUUUAUUGACAAUGAUCACAGUGGAUAAUCUUAGACUCGAAAGUAUGAAAAACAAGUGCAAAACUCAAAAACUUAGAUUUAAAAUUUUAAUAUGAAAAUAAUAGUGUUCAGUGUCUGUUAUAUUUUUACCUCACCUGAAAAUCACCAUCUUUGAUAUUACACAUUCAUAAACAAUUUAGAUAGAACAUUCACCAAAGGGUUAAUCUGUUUGGGAUAAAGAGCUCUGACAUUAAUCAUUUGGGAUAGUAAUGUUAUAUAAUAUCCAUUAUCGAAAAAAAGAUGUUCUAACAAAAUCAUUUUACUGAACUUAUUAUAGCUUUUUUGCUUAUUAAACAUAUGCAUUUUUUGUUUGAUAUAUAUAUAUAUAUCUAGAGUCUAUAUAUAUCCUCUCCUGCAAAAAAAUGCAAAAUGCAGUAUGUUGGAGAAACCAGCACAAAGCUCAACAUCAGAAUCAACAAUCACCGUUGCUCCAUCAAGCAAAACAGACCAGACUUUCCUGUGGCUAGGCAUUUCAAUUUACCUUGUCAUAGUUGGAAGGAUAUGCAGGUGGUCGCCAUUGAUCACUGUCCCACCUGGAAUGAAAAGAAACGUUGUUCCAGAGAAAGAUACUGGAUUGACAAUCUCCAAACCUGCUACCAUCGGGGUAUGAACGAACGUUGAAGGACCGCUUCUGAGUGUAUUCUCCAUGUGACCAUUAUAUUUGACAAUUCAUGUAGUUAAUUAUUCAGUUUGUUAAAAUUUUCAUAAUUGCUGUAAUUGUUUGUGCAUCAAUUCAUUGUUGCUCUUUGAGACUCACAUUUAGUCGCCUCCCGCCAUCAACAGCAUUUGGUCCGAUUUGGCCCCAACCGUCUGUUUCCCGUAGCGUCCUGAAGGGACACUUCGGCAUUCUUAUUUCUUAUAUUCUCAGUCUUGAUAGGUCUAAAUAUUCGUAGUAGUUUUUUCACACCACUCUCUAUAAUUCUAAUUAUCUAAAAGAUAUUUUUCAAAGUUUUUCAGACUUUGUACACGAUAUUUAAUCAAUCACUGAGACGAUA